Molecule: messenger RNA, 972 nt
Organism: Impatiens glandulifera
Lineage: Eukaryota; Viridiplantae; Streptophyta; Magnoliopsida; Ericales; Balsaminaceae
Product: histone H2B.7-like
Exons: 2
Coding region: 37-885 (282 amino acids)
Biological process (GO): nucleosome assembly
Cellular component (GO): nucleosome
Molecular function (GO): protein heterodimerization activity; DNA binding; structural constituent of chromatin
Source: RefSeq, a predicted model, not a curated record
UCAAAUUUCUAGGGUUUCAUUCUCUAAUCCAUUUCAAUGGCGCCAAGAGCUGAGAAGAAGCUUGCAGAAAAGAAACCUGUAGCGGCAGAGAAAUCACCAGUUUCGUCUGAGAAGAAGCCAAAGGCGGAGAAGAAGAUCUCGAAGGAAUCAUCAAGCGGAGUCGUUGAUAAGAAGAAGAAGAAGUCAAAGAAGAGCAUCGAGACUUAUAAGAUCUAUAUAUUCAAAGUUCUGAAGCAAGUUCAUCCUGAUGUGGGUAUCUCCAGUAAGGCAAUGGGGAUCAUGAACAGUUUCAUUAAUGAUAUCUUUGAGAAAUUAGCACAAGAAUCUUCAAAACUUGCUCGAUACAAUAAGAAACCUACUAUUACUUCUCGUGAGAUUCAGACUGCUGUUAGACUUGUCUUGCCUGGAGAACUUGCGAAGCAUGCUGUCUCUGAAGGUACUAAGGCUGUUACUAAAUUCACCACUGAGAAGAAGCUUGCAGAAAAGAAACCUGUAGCGGCAGAGAAAGCACCAGUUUCGGCGGAGAAGAAGCCAAAGGCUGAGAAGAAGAUCUCGAAAGAUUCAUCAAGCGGAGUCAUCGAUAAGAAGAAAAAGAAAUCAAAGAAGAAUAUCGAGACUUACAAGAUCUAUAUAUUCAAAGUUCUGAAGCAAGUUCAUCCUGAUGUGGGUAUCUCCAGUAAGGCAAUGGGGAUCAUGAACAGUUUCAUCAAUGAUAUCUUUGAGAAAUUAGCGCAAGAAUCUUCAAAACUUGCUCGAUACAAUAAGAAACCUACUAUUACUUCCCGUGAGAUUCAGACUGCUGUUAGACUUGUCUUGCCUGGAGAACUUGCGAAGCAUGCUGUCUCUGAAGGUACUAAGGCUGUUACUAAAUUUACCAGCUCUUAGUUGGUUAAAGUUCUAGGGUUUCGACAUUAUAUUAUCUGUAAGCGAAUUAUGAUGUUAAAUCAAUUCUGUUUUUGUCCCUUUUCUGAA